AUGAUCGUGGGUAUAUCCUCUGAUCACACUAAGGUGGCUGUUGUUGAACAAUAUAAGUACAAUAUCUGGAUUUGGGACCUCCCCAGCGCGUAUGUCGAGCACACCCUGGUGGGACAUCAAAGCUGUGCACGCGAUGUGGUAUUCUCCCUUGACAACUCGAAAGUGGCUUCGGUGUCUCGAGAGGGAGCAUUUAUGGAAUGGGAUACGGCAACAGGUCAGCUACGACACUCCUUCACUUGCGCCGCCCUCCAAGAUACAGAGAGCCAUAUGGCUUGUUCUCCGGAAGGCACAGUGGUGAUCUUCCCCAUCGCAGAUGGCUCCAUCGGCAUUUUGGACGCGGCCACGAGUCGCGAGAGACAUAUCAUGACAGGCUCUCCUUCCCCCAUAUGGCGUUUACAAAUUUCGCCUGACGGCUCUUGGUUGGCUUUUGCUCUGGACGAUACGAUCCGGGUCUGGGAGGUCGCGACGGCCCAAGAGAAGUAUAAUCUUCGCACCGAUUUUCAUCGGUCAACAUAUUGUCUUGAUUUCUCUCUGGAUGGUUCCAGGCUAGCGUCAACAUACGAUUCAGACAUAAUCCAUAUCUGGGAUUUGAAUACGGGCAGUCUGGAUCACACAAUCUACCACGAAUCCACUUCCCGGUCGAUCGCCUUCUCCCCUGAUGGCACCCAAAUUGUGUCGAAUCACCACAAGACCCUAAAGGUAUGGCAACUAACAACCCACGAGGAAAUCUCUCAGGCUUUCAAGCACUGCUGGCCUACCAUCAAAACAUUGCCGUUCUUGCCGAGCCAAUUCAACUUGAUGGCCUGGACGGGUACCAGCAAACGGAUAAAACGCUGUUCUGUACAAGGGGUUCUCCGCAUUUGUGAAGAUCAAGUUCAGGGUCAUGAUGACUUCUAUUCAGUCGACAGCUCCACAGAGUGGGUGACGCAUAAUGGCUCCAAGAUCCUCCACCUCCCUUUGGAUAUGCGACCCAGAGCGGUCAAUGCCAGAGGGAACCAUCUGGUCCUGUUAUCUCUCCAAGGGGAGCUAGCGACUCUGAAAUUCAAGUCCCGUCGCAAUACGGCCCUCUCUUGA
Molecule: messenger RNA, 1074 nt
Organism: Penicillium macrosclerotiorum
Lineage: Eukaryota; Fungi; Ascomycota; Eurotiomycetes; Eurotiales; Aspergillaceae
Product: WD40 repeat domain-containing protein
Exons: 1
Coding region: 1-1074 (357 amino acids)
Molecular function (GO): protein binding
Source: RefSeq, a predicted model, not a curated record